AUGGCAGGGUCACAGCCCAAUGGCACGCCGGGCCCCGCGGCCCGCAGACCCAAACACAUCAUCAUUGUAGGCGGUUCCCUUGGCGGACUCUUCACGGGCGUGGCGCUCAAGCAGCAUGGUUACGACACGACGAUCCUCGAACGCAACCCGACCAAUCUGCUAGAAAAUCAAGGCGCCGGUCUUGUCGCCGGCGGCGAUACCAUGGCCUUUUUCGAGCGGUAUGACCGCUGCAAGCGGCCCGUCGCUGUAACGUCUCAGAAGCGAAUGUACCUCGACCAGUCGGGCAAGGUUGUCCAUGAGGAAGUCAUGAAGCAGACCAUGACAAGCUGGGACUUGUGCUAUUACAUGCUCCGCGCCAAUUAUGACCACCAAGAAAGUGGGUACUGCAAUGUGCCCGGGCCCCAGCCUGGCGACGGGAAGAUCGAUUAUAGAUAUGGCUGUACGGUGACGAGUUUCCAGGACGAAGGUGAUCAAAUAAGGGUGUUUUAUGACAAGGCUGAUGGCGGAAAAGAGUCGGUCGUGGGAGAUAUGCUUGUCGGCGCGGAUGGGCCGAGCUCGACCGUCCGGAAGAUCCUAUGCCCGGAAGUCGAGAGAAAAUAUGCGGGCUAUUGCGUGAUAAGAGGCACGGUACCUGAGAAUGAAGCGUCUGAGGAAGCCAGGAAGGCGUUUGUGGAGAGGUUCACCUUCUUCCAUGCUCCGGGAAUCCAAAAUCUGACAUACACCAUCCCCGGGAUCAACGGGGCAAUAGAGCCAGGGAAUCGACUGCUGAAUUUUGUCUGGUACACGAACUUUCCUGAAGGCGAGGAGGAGCUCGAAAAGGUGAUGACCGAUAAGGAUGGUAAGAGGAGGCGACUUACCAUCCCGCCCGGGAUGAUGCGACCCGAGGCGUGGGAAAUGGUCAAACAACGUGGUCGAGAUCGUCUACCUCCACAGAUGUCCGAGAUGGUCCAGAAGACGAAGAACCCAUUUGUGCAGUGUAUUACUGAUGUGAUCACUCCAACCAAUGACUUCUACGGCGGCAAAGUUGUGCUUAUUGGGGAUGCACUCGCCGGGUUUAGGCCGCACACUGUCGCUAGCACGAGUCAAGCUGCGUUCGACGUCCUCAUGCUGGUCGAGUACCUUGAGACCGGCGAUCACGCUGAGUUUGUGCGAAGGACCAUGGAAUAUGCACGCUUGAUCCAGAAAAGGGGCAUAUACAUUGGGAACAGAAGCCAGUUUGAGAAGCUCCCGUUGAGGGAAUACAUCGACGAUCGGAAUAUGAUGUCGAUAAAGAGAGAAGACCUGGAAUUUCCAGAAUGGACACAGGUUAGAGGAUAG
Molecule: messenger RNA, 1317 nt
Organism: Fonsecaea multimorphosa CBS 102226
Lineage: Eukaryota; Fungi; Ascomycota; Eurotiomycetes; Chaetothyriales; Herpotrichiellaceae
Exons: 1
Coding region: 1-1317 (438 amino acids)
Source: RefSeq, a predicted model, not a curated record